AUGUUUGACCCCGCCAAUGACAUCAAGCGCUGGCGCGAGUCUGAGCUCACCCACGGCCGCGUGGCGAUGCUGGCUGCCCUCGGGUUUGUUGUUGGCGAGCAGCUGGAGGACUUCCCUGCCUUCAUGAACUUUGACGGCUCGAUCACUGGCCCCGCCAUCUACCAGUUCCAGCAGGUAGAGGAGGCGCGCCCUCUCUUCUGGGAAUCUCUGCUCCUCUUCAUUGGCCUGGCUGAGAGCUUCCGCGUCGCCGACGAGUAUGAGCCCGGCACCCUGGGCUUUGACCCCCUGGGCCUGAAGCCCAGCGACCCCGAGGAGCUCUUUGAGCUGGAGACCAAGGAGCUGAACAACGGGCGCCUGGCCAUGAUCGGCGUCGCCGGCUUUGUGCUGCAGGAGCUGGCCGUCAAGCGCGGAAUCUUUGAGCACCUGGCCCUUUACCUGGAGCGGGAGGCGAUCCUGGAGAUUGAGGACCUGGACCCCGCCCUCAACAUCGCCCUGCCGACCAUCCCUUGA
Messenger RNA from Chlorella variabilis, 510 nucleotides. RefSeq lists its product as hypothetical. NCBI's taxonomy places the organism in Eukaryota, Viridiplantae, Chlorophyta, Trebouxiophyceae, Chlorellales, Chlorellaceae. The record is from RefSeq and is a predicted model, not a curated record. Gene Ontology annotation, biological process: response to light stimulus; photosynthesis, light harvesting in photosystem I. The coding region runs from base 1 to 510 and encodes 169 amino acids. The transcript has 7 exons. Gene Ontology annotation, cellular component: membrane.